Messenger RNA from Galdieria sulphuraria, 1387 nucleotides. RefSeq names its product mitotic-specific cyclin. Bases 131 to 1216 code for a protein of 361 amino acids. Gene Ontology annotation, cellular component: nucleus; cyclin-dependent protein kinase holoenzyme complex; cytoplasm. The record is from RefSeq and is a predicted model, not a curated record. Gene Ontology annotation, biological process: regulation of cyclin-dependent protein serine/threonine kinase activity; mitotic cell cycle phase transition. Gene Ontology annotation, molecular function: cyclin-dependent protein serine/threonine kinase regulator activity. The transcript is spliced from 3 exons. NCBI's taxonomy places the organism in Eukaryota, Rhodophyta, Bangiophyceae, Galdieriales, Galdieriaceae.
CCAGAGUUGGACUUUGUAGUUUCUUGGAAGUUGACGGUCUGACGUUGUAUGUGUUAUUACUUUAAUAUAUAGAAGUUUUCGGUUGAAUGAAAUUUUUUUAACUCCAAAACUCUGGAAACUACUACUUCUCAUGGAUGAGAAGUUUAGGAAUAGGUCAACGGGAGAAUUUGCAACAAGUCAUCGUUGUCUUAAUAUUGAGUGUGGAUGUGUUAAAAAAGUGAAUUCAAAAAAGAGAAAUAAUUGUAAUGAGUCAAAUCCAAGGCUGAAAAGAAUAGCUCUAAAUGACAUUACUAACUUCAGUCGCUCACCUGCAAAGUUCAGGUCAAACGACAAUGCUGUGUAUGAACAAGCUGAAAUAAGUUUUUGCCAGCAAGUCUCUUCAAAAGCAACAAGAAAUGACGACAACGCCAAGCUGCUGAGCGUUUUCGGUCGUUGGAUUCAAAAGGAUGGUGCAUUACCUAGGCCGGAUUAUUUUGAAGUGGUUCAGAAAAGCAAACAAGGCCCAUUCACAAGAGAGAUGGUUGCAAAAUGGUUCUUUCGCGUUGUAGAAGAUUUGAAACUUUCAUACAAUACUGCCUUCCUUGCAAUUGGUUAUUUUGAUCGCUUUCUAUCAAAGGUGAAAGUGAAAAUCCAGUUUAUACCAGUACUAUCUCGCGCUUGUCUUUUUGUAGCUGCCAAAUUCAUGGAAUGCAAUCCCCCUUCUUCAAAGCAACUACUUUGUCGUAGCAAAUUAGGAUUCGGUGAUGAGCUUUGUCUACUACUUAAAUUUGAAAUUUUAUUAUUACAAGUUCUUAAAUGGGAACUCGCCAUUCCUAGCGCAUAUGACAUCCUUUGUGCAUGCAUUGAAUAUUUUCAAGCUAAUGAUAACUGCUGGGCAGUACAUGCUUCCACUUUGCUACAAAUUUAUAUCACAGAGUAUUCUAUGCUUAGACUUUCACCCUCUACUUUGGCAGUUUGUUCCGUUGCGAUGGCUCUCCGUAGAAAGCAAUUUCGUUCUGCCUUUGUAGAAGACGGAAGUUUCUCCAAGGCUAGUCUGACUUCCGAAAUAGAGAAAAUCUCUGUCAUUCUAAAUGUCAAACCGACGCAAUUGGAUGAAUUUGAAAGUCUAUUGAAAACAGUCUCUAGAAAAAUCUUACGUAACAACGAUUUAGAUGAAAGUAUCACCAGUCCAACAAGCAUAACUGAUACAGCCAAUUCAAUUGAACGAGAAAAAUGAAUAGUUUUACUAGCAAUAGUGUCAGAUGAGAAGACAUUUAGUCCCCGAUGUGAGUCUCGUUUCUUGUUUCUCAUUCUCAAACAGAUAAACAGGAAGUGAUUGAGAAAAUUCAAAACUUUAUAGGUAUUCUAAAACUGCUGCAAAGUCCCUAGUAAAGAAUAUACACAUCAC